GUGUAUACUAUUCAAUGUAUUAUAUGACCUAAACUGUAUUAAUAAACAUGGCACUUAUUAGAUAAAUAAAAUUUGAAAUGAAGAUUGUUAUAAAGAAUGGUAAUAAAGAUAUCGACACUAAACCAAAAAAAAAUGCUCUAAAGGUCACAAACAAAACUAUUUUAAAGCCAAAUAUUACCAAGAAUGUUGACAGAAAUCUGCUAAACCUAGCAUUUGAUAACUCCUCCACUACCGAUGAUCGCAUUGAACCGACUGUUCGUAUAGAAUCACACCAAAAAAAUUUUAAUACUAAAAGACUGAAAUUGGAUGAAAUAGAAGGUAAAUACUAUUCUGAUAGAAGCACUAAGUAUCUGAAAAAUGUCGAUAAAGAGUUAGAUCCAUCAUUAUACCUAUACGAUGAAUAUGUAGACGAAGACACCGUUGAAAAGGAAGCUACAAAGUUCACAUAUUUAGGAUAUUCUCCGGAUAAGAUUAAAGAUACUAACGAAAAUAAUGAUAACGAUGUAAAGAAUAAGCAGAGGACUAAGGAACCUCAGUAUAUGGCGAAGAUACUCGAUAGAGCGAGGAAGCGCCAAAUCGAACGCGAAAUAGCAUUAGAUAAAAAACUUCUAGAAGAUGAACUGGCAACUAACGGAGCUAUUGCUGAAGUAUUCGUUACAGGUGCCUACAGGAAGAAGCUAGAAGAGAGAAAACAGUUUGAAUUGGAACAACAAAAGCAAAACCAAUUUGAUGCGAUCCACAGCAAUAACGGCCUCUCAAACUUCCACAAACACCUUUUGAGUUCUGGAAUUGCCAAGAGGUCAGCAAAAGGCCCCAAAUAA
This is a messenger RNA of Theileria equi strain WA, 821 nucleotides long. RefSeq lists its product as hypothetical. Gene Ontology annotation, biological process: regulation of alternative mRNA splicing, via spliceosome. The transcript has a single exon. The record is from RefSeq and is a predicted model, not a curated record. The coding region runs from base 78 to 821 and encodes 247 amino acids. NCBI's taxonomy places the organism in Eukaryota, Apicomplexa, Aconoidasida, Piroplasmida, Theileriidae.